ACUUAGAAGGUAAGCACAUAACAGUUUUGUUUCUUUUACUAGUAGUAGGAAGAAAACCUUGUAAAAAUAGUCAAAUAAAAACAAAACACAGUUGCACUGAGUGAGUUUCUGUUUCUUUAUCGUUAUUCUGUUUUUAGCUGAAACAAAGUGUCUUCAGUUAGUUAAGAAAAAAAAAGAAGAAACGUUUUGAUUUCUACUUCAUUUGCUAAGAUCAAGAUCCAAUCUAAGAUGGGUCGUUACGUAGAAUGUCUUCGUCUUUGUGAUCUUUGACGAGGACAUGGCGUCUUCUCAGGUAGAUUCGAUCACAUCUUUGCGAUCUAAUCUCGGAUGUAUCCUCAGAGAUCGCAACAGAAGAAACAUCAAGAAGACUCUGAACGCACAAGUGAAACAUGCGGCUAUCUCCGACAAGAACUCGCAUAACAGAGUCGAUUCUUGGACAGGGAACAAGUUGAGAAAGAAGAGCAAAAGCCGUCUUGGAUCGCCGGAGAAACCACGUGUCGGAAAGGGUAAGAACUUUUCAGACAGCACGAAACAUUCGAAGAGAGGAGCUUCUUCUCUCGUGCAGAUAUGGGAGGCACGGCUGAGUCGAUCCAACGGCGGAAACUCGCCGAUCCGCGGCCAAGAAACAGAGAGAAGUUUUGGAGGAGCGAGCGUUCAGGAGGAAACCAACCUUUCUGCUCCCUCCAUCGACGGCGAAUCUGAGUCGGAGAACGAGUCGAAGGAUCAUGAUCCAACGGUGGAGAUUGAAUCCGAGACUCUCCACUCGGUUCCUGACUCCGGAGAGAGCAAAUGGGGCAGAGUCGCUGAUAUUAUCCGGCGACUGAAGCUAACCGCCGGCGAUAAUGUCGGCGCCGUCGACAUGCCGGUUGCGAAAACGUAUUUGCCGGAGUUUGCUUGUUCGGCGCGGCGACUCCGAGGGCGGCAAGCUUUCACCUAUUUGCUAACGCGUCUGGAACGCGAACGUUACAGGGAGCUGGAGUCGCUUCUUGAACGCAACGCAGUUUCUAAAUUUCCUCAACGCGGUCGCCUCCAGUCAAUGUUGCGGCUAAGGAGCCUCAAACGCGGCCUAGCGAUUCAAGAUCGUCAUCGGUCGUCGAGCGCAAAAUCACCUGACAUGGAUCGCCUAAAACCUGGCUUUACAGUUCUCCACCUAAGGGAGAGAUUCCGAGCAAACGCCGCUUCUUCCACAGAACAAUUAAGCCUUCCAAACCACAGGAUAGAGGAGGCAAUGCUAGGCAAGAAAGAAACUGAAUCAAAUCUGAGUUGCCUUCAGCUGCAAGAGAUUAUAUUACCAGAAGUCUUGAGCAUAAAAUCUGAUAACACUAGCCCCUGCUGCACCAGCGUAACUCAUUUAGAGAACACGGUAGAAACCGGUACGCAGGGAAGUCAAGAAGCACGGUUACUUGAGACACAAGAAACGUCGUACGGAUGGGAAGAGCAAGAAGAGUAUGAGGAUGAACAAUCUUAUUAUGAAGAAAUGAACUAUAACUGGUUUAGAGAAAUAUCUCAGCCUCGGACUUAUUGGGAAGAUCUGAGGAAAUUGAGGUACUUGGAAGUGAUGAACACGAGAUCUGACAAUGAUGAUAUCUGCAGACUCCUUGAGAGACCGGUUUCUGAUUUCCUCCAGAGCGGGUUGCGAGAGAAGAUCGAUAAGCUCAUAAUGUCCCGUGUACCGACACAUCCGGUUCAGCUGAUAGACGAAGCUAGUAAAGAGGAACAGAAAUGUAUCAUAGGCAAAGAGGAUGAUGACUUGAGCCACACGUCAUCAGUUUCAUGGAGUUCUCAGGACACAGGAGUUACUUCCACACCUGACUUAUUACCUCAGCACAAUCUCCAGGCCAAUGAGGUGGAGACUAUAAGAGAAAUGAGAUCACAGAUCUUACAGCUACAGAUAGAAAUGUCGGAGCUAAGAGAAUCUGUCAAAACGUGUUUGGACGUAAACGCUAGCCUUCAAAAGUCAGUUCACCGUGAAAAUCCACUGAAACGCAAUUGCUACGUUUGUAACGAGACGCAAGUUGAUACACUUCUAUACAGGUGCGGCCACAUGUGCGCAUGUCUGAGAUGCGCCAACGAACUGCAAUGUAAUGGAGGGAAAUGCCCUAUUUGUUGUGCUAAGAUCCUUGACGUUGUUCGAGUCUUCGUCGAUUCAAGAACCUAAAACUAAUAAAACCAACGGUUCAAAACGCUAACGAUACUCUUCACUUAACACAUGUUUCCUUUUUGUUGUAUAACUUUUUUCUCUUCCUUUGUUUGCUUUUAAGUUUGACUGGAGUGCGUUUGCGCUUUGGAUCUGCGUCCAAGAUUCAUAUAUAGGUGGAAUUAAUAACCGAACCUCUUUUCCUGACGUUGAAGUUUUCUUCUUGUAAAGACAUAACACUACACAUGCAUUUCUACUUUCCUUCCAUCAAAGUUUGUACGAGGUUGAAAAGUUUAGUAUUUUUAGUAUUUACCGUUUGUGUACCAAUAUAAAAACAAUGACAGAAACAUGUUCAAAGCAUUGUUUUACUGA
Raphanus sativus (radish) is the source of this 2509-nucleotide messenger RNA. RefSeq lists its product as uncharacterized. The transcript has 6 exons. The coding region runs from base 278 to 2158 and encodes 626 amino acids. The record is from RefSeq and is a predicted model, not a curated record. Lineage: Eukaryota; Viridiplantae; Streptophyta; Magnoliopsida; Brassicales; Brassicaceae.